AUGUCAGCCUGCACCGGAAACACCGACGAUAAAAGUGGAAUCCCAGGCGAUCCACGAACAGUCAAGAGUAAAGUACUCGAAACAGGAGCUUCAAUGGUCCAAGACUUCGCGCCAGUGAAACAGAUCUGCGCGCACCUCAACGCAUUCCAUGUCUAUGCCAACGAUCCCACUCGAUGCGUCGAGGCGAACCACUACUGCACGCAUUUAACAGAAGACGUCCGCCAAUGUCUAAUCUACGACUCACCAAAAACAAACGCCCGCCUAAUCGGCGUCGAAUACAUGGUCUCACCGCGAAUCUUCGAAACACUCCCAGCCGCAGAACGCAAGCUUUGGCACACGCACGAGUUCGAAGUGAAGAGCGGCAUGCUGAUCAUGCCCGCGCCAGCUGGCGUCCCCAAGCCUGCAUGGGAGGCAGCUGAGACGGCUGAGAUGCAGGAUGUUGCGCCUAUUUAUGGGAAAACUUAUCAUUUUUGGCAGGUUGAUCGUGGGGAUGUUGUGCCUAUGGGUCCGCCGCAGUUGAUGGGGAGUUUUACUUCGCCUGAGAGUGUGGAAGUUGCAAAGCCUGGGGGCUUGGAUGAGUUGUUGGGGGAUCGGGAUGGAAGGUUUGGGGUUGAUUAUCGGCAGAAGGCUAAGAAGAGGGAGGGGAUUAAGGCUGUUGAGAAGCAUUCUGAUGCUGAUACGAUGUGGAAAUCGACUUGA
Molecule: messenger RNA, 699 nt
Organism: Penicillium canescens
Lineage: Eukaryota; Fungi; Ascomycota; Eurotiomycetes; Eurotiales; Aspergillaceae
Product: OBAP family protein
Exons: 3
Coding region: 1-699 (232 amino acids)
Source: RefSeq, a predicted model, not a curated record